AUGGGUAAAAAGAAACUAGUGGAGACGCGUUGCUCACCUUGCUACAUUAACAACUUAUUUACCCACUUGGAACGACAUAAUGAGCAAGGUAAGUUAGCUGAGAUUGAGGCCAUUGGAUUUGAUUUCCUAUGUCGGGUACCACAAUGGCAUGUGAAGCAGAGCAUCAUGCUCCAAUUAGCAAGGGCCUAUGACGUGGAGACAGAUACUCUCAGGGUAGACGCCGGUGACAUUCACAUUUCUGCAGAACUUAUCGGCAAUGUAUUCGGCAUACCUUCUAGAGGAGAGCCAAUUCCCGAGCUGCAGAAAAAAGAUGAAUCACAUUUGGCAAUUAAGAGACAAUUUCAGAAGAAAACCACAACCCAACUGCGGGACUUUCUAUUUGCUUGUCCAAUGGAGACCGAGCAACAGAGAAGCAAUAAGGAAAUUCCAAUACGAGAACCGGGAAACAUGCGGGGGGUGCAUGUUUUGUACUUUCACCGAUUAAAGCAUGGUCCAUUGCAUGCAUGUAGAGUACCCGAGCCUUGGAUUGUUGAAUGGACCACGAAUGAACUUGAUAUGAAGGCCGACUAUGUUAUCUCACAGGGCUGCAUAAUCAACAAUGCAAGGAACCGGAGAAAAAAGAACAAGCAUUGUUCGAGUGAAUCAGUUAACGAGAGAGGACGGUGUAAAAGGACACGGACGGACACUAACCAAUCACCGUCUACCCAAGGGAAGACUUCACCUCAUCCAAGCUACAAGAAGGCGAAAAAGGGUUGCCUAGUCAACAAUUCAAGGAAAAGACACAAGAAGCAGCCUUCGAGUAAGGCAGUUAACAAGAAAGGAGGGUGCAGAAGGCCAUGCAAGAACACUGACCAAUUUCCGUCUACCGAAGGCAAGACUACAUCUCAGCCAAGAUACACGGAGACGGAUAAGGUGCAAUCCAAGACUGAAGGAUACGGUUAUUCCGACAGCACCCUCCGCCACAUGAAUCAAGACAAGAAGAUCCAGUGUUCAACGGCACUCAUGAAAGUCAUCAAGCUGGAAAAACUGACCUCAAAAAUGGAUCUCCACACACACCGCCAGCAACACCUGUACAGCUCAGUGACUAUGAUUUUGACCGUUUGCAGCGAAUUUGACAUCUCUAUCGUUCAGUGUCCUGAAUUUGACCAAGUUCUCAAUAAUGUUGAACAGGGACACCAAACCAAAGCCAUAAUCAUGCAACCCCUGCAAACGGUGUUUCCAAAAAGAUCACCCUAUCAUACACCGAGUCCAGGUAGACCGAGCUUUUCACUGGGUUUAACUCAGCUUGAAAAGACUCCAACCCCGUCCCCAAUACAUUCAAUUCAUCCAAGACUAAGAGAAAUAAAAUUGGGGGAGACUAAGGAGGAACAAAUCAGAACUUGGAUAGUUAACCCGUCAUUGGAUAAAAAUCAAGAUUUAGCUUCCUAUGAAGGGCAGGGCUAUAUGGUACUACAAAGGAAUGAUUUCUGGACCUUGAAACCCCGCAGUUGGGUAAACAGCUGUGUAAUUCAAUGGAUGUGUUAUUCUUUCAACGACACUCAAUCAUCUAGGUUCAAGCGAGAGUUCUAUUGCGUGUGUCCAGGCAUAUUGGAGUCAGUGAUAAAAAAUGAUAGUCUGAAAGCAUUUAUGGACGGUGUGGAACCAAUUUAUGAUGGUCUUAGUCCAAGCUUUGGUGAUGAUACUAGGUUCUUUGACAAAGUAGAAGCUGCAAAGAGAAAAUGGUGGUUAAUUCCUUAUUAUUGGAGGGGCCAUUGGUGGGUAUAUGCAUUUGAUGUGGUUGCGAAGCAUUUACUUAUUCUCGACAGUUUGCAUUAUGGCCCAGAAGAUGAUAAACGAAUAAAGCUCGAUGCAUAUGUGGGGAGACUAUGUGAGGAUAUGGCAAGCAUUUCUAUUCCUGCAUUUGUUCGGACUACGCAUGGCCCAGCUCAUUCGUACGCGAGGGUUCCAAAGCAACCGAACAACAUUUUAUUGUCCUGUAGCUUUGACUGUGGCAUGUGUGUCAUUAAGUUGAUGGAGAGUUGGACCGAAGAACGUCAACUUUGUGAAUGGGAUGAGGAUUCACUCCAAUCAGACAGGAUGGAGUUGAUGCUAGAUAUUAUUUGUGGCCCGCACAAUACAUUGGUCCACCAGCUCAUUUCGUUAUUGGAACAAAAGGUUAUACCUGUUCGUCGCAAUGAACCACGGAACAAGAAGAAGGACGUUCGUUCACCAUACACUGCACCUAGUACAGGGUCAUUGAUUGAACGUGCGGAGGGAUUACCGAAGGGGGCAAUGCGCAGAGGGAGGAAGAAGUUGCUUACUUAGUAUUAGUUACAAUGAAUUGAUCUACCAGAUUAUACUGAGUUUACUUACUGCUGACAUGCUUAAUGAUUUGUUAUUUUUCACAUUAGAAAGACCUGAUUCCAUGACAUUUUUUUUUCUACAGUACAAUGAUAUGUUGGUUAUGUUACCUAAAA
Messenger RNA from Arachis ipaensis, 2456 nucleotides. NCBI's taxonomy places the organism in Eukaryota, Viridiplantae, Streptophyta, Magnoliopsida, Fabales, Fabaceae. The record is from RefSeq and is a predicted model, not a curated record.